AUGGUGCGUUUGUAGAUAAAAAAAAUGCUACAAAAAAAUCGAUUUUCAGGCUGGAGCUUUUUUGUUUCUUGUAUUAUUAACUAUUGUGAUUAUUGUAUUGAUUGUUGUUGCAUCGGUUUUUUGUUGUAAGUUGGGAUAUUUUCAAAAAAAAUUCGAAAUUUUUGUGUCAAACUACAAUUACUGUGGUUUAAAAUUUCAUAGUGUAAGGAUUACUGUAGCUUGAGGCUGUUUCAGACUGCAAAGAAUACUGUAAUUGAGAAUAUCAAGCUGAAAGGAUUACUGUAAUUAAAAAAUUCAGACUGCAAGGAUUACUGUAGGAUUGCUGUAGUUCUACCAAAAAUCUAAGCUUACUGUAGCUUUAAAAUUCCAAUUCUGGAACCCAAAAAUCUAGGAUUACUGUAGCUCAAAAAGCUCCAAAUUUCCAGGCUGCUUGGGUUGUUGCCGUGGAAAUCAGAACAAUUGGAAUGAUCAGCCGCAAGCACCGGCUUAUCCACCACCAACACCUCAAGUUUAUCCGCAGCCUCCCGGACCUCCUGGACCUCCGCCACAGUAUCCGCAAAGUCCGCCACCACCGUAUUCAGCUGUGGCUGCACCGGCAGCUGAGAAACCUCGGAGACAAUGA
Caenorhabditis angaria is the source of this 622-nucleotide messenger RNA. Lineage: Eukaryota; Metazoa; Nematoda; Chromadorea; Rhabditida; Rhabditidae. The record is from the annotation of a GenBank genome assembly.